This is a messenger RNA of Engraulis encrasicolus (European anchovy), 7710 nucleotides long. RefSeq names its product APC regulator of WNT signaling pathway 2 (gene apc2). NCBI's taxonomy places the organism in Eukaryota, Metazoa, Chordata, Actinopteri, Clupeiformes, Engraulidae. The record is from RefSeq and is a predicted model, not a curated record. Gene Ontology annotation, molecular function: microtubule binding; beta-catenin binding; gamma-catenin binding. The transcript is spliced from 16 exons. Gene Ontology annotation, biological process: pattern specification process; nervous system development; regulation of cell differentiation. Gene Ontology annotation, cellular component: beta-catenin destruction complex; cytoplasmic microtubule; catenin complex. The coding region runs from base 1 to 7710 and encodes 2569 amino acids.
AUGGCGAACUCCGUGGCGUCCUACGACCAGCUGGUCCGUCAGGUGGAGGACCUCCGCAAGGAGAACACUCACCUGCGCCGCGAGCUGAAGGACAACUCCCACCACCUGAACAAACUGGAGAACGAGACCUCCGACAUGAAGGAGGUCCUGAGGCAGCUCCAGAAGAAGCUGGAGCAGGAAGCCUCCACCCUGGCCUCAUCAGGACGCACAGAUGUACUCGACCAGCUCAAAGAACUCCACAUGGACUUAACCCACUACUACGAGCUCAAGUACCAGCCUCACAACCUCCGCGUACUGCCCGAGUCCCUGGCCUCCAUGUCCGGGUCGGGGGAGGGGGAGGAGCGCCUGGGGGCCCUAUCCCACUCCAGCCAGAGCCAGAGCCGCGCCAGGAGCCCGCACCGGCCCUCGUCCCGCCAGAGCCUCUCCGUGGCCGGGGAGGCCACGGCCAUACACCCCCACCUCAUGGACAGCUCCAUCUCCAAGGCGGGGCUGAUGGGGGAGGGACGCGUCACCGCACAGCACCUGGAGGAGCUCUGCAAGGAGAGACACCUGCUUCUGAGUGAGAUUGAGAAGGAGGAGAGAGAGCGGCGCUGGUACUACUCUCAGCUGCAGGCGCUCUCCCAGAAGCUGGCAGAACUGCCCCGCAUCGACACAUUCUCCAUCCAGAUGGACAUGAUUCGCCAACAGCUGGAGUUCGAGGCCCAGCAGCUGCGCUCCGUCAUGGAGGAGAGGUUUGGCACCAGCGACGAAAUGGUGCAGAGAACACAGAUCCGCGUUGCCCGUCUGGAGCAGUUGGAGAAGGAGCUUCAGGAGGCCCACGAGUCCCGAGCGCCCCUGGAGAAGACUUUGAGCUGUGUGUCUAAGACUCCGGCGUCGGAGAUGGAGAACGUUUCCAGUGCACCGGGAGCUGACGGAACAGGGGAGGCCGGGAGCAAGGUGGAGAUGGUGUUCUGGCUGUUGUCCAUGCUGGCUACGCGUGACCGUGAGGAGAUGUCCCGCACCCUAUUGGCCAUGUCCAGCUCCCAGGACAGCUGCCUGGCCAUGCGCAAGUCCGGCUGCGUCCCCCUGCUGGUCCAGAUCCUGCAUGACGGCCCCGAGGGCGGCUCAGGUGGAGGUGGAAAUGUGGGCUGCAGUCGCGAGGCUCGGUCGCGGGCGAGCGCGGCGCUGCACAACAUCAUCUACUCCCAGCCAGACGAGGGCCAGGCGCGGCGCGAGAUGCGGGUGCUGCACGUGCUGGAGCAGGUCCGCUCCCACUGCGAGAGCGGCUGGGACUGGAUCGAGAGCCACGCCACCACCCCCUCGCCCGGGGGAACCAGGCACGAUGACAUCCCUGAGCCUGUGGACCCUCAGAUCUGCCAGGCGGUGUGUGCCAUGAUGAAGCUGUCGUUCGAUGAAGAGUACCGGAGAGCCAUGAACGAGCUCGGUGGUCUUCAGGUGGUGGCAGAGCUGGUCCACCUGGACCAUGAGCUGUACGGCAUGCAGAACGACCCCAUUAACAUGGCACUGAGGCGGUACGCUGGCAUGGCACUCACUAACCUCACCUUUGGAGACGUUGUCAACAAGGCCACCCUUUGUACCAAGAGGAGUUCUCUUCAGGCGAUUGUGGCUCAGAUUGCUUCAGACAGCGAGGAAUUGCAUCAGGUGGUGUCGAGCAUCUUGAGGAACCUGUCAUGGCGUGCAGACAUCAACAGCAAGAGAGCCCUGAGGGAUGCCGGGAGCGUGCCGGGACUCAUGGCCUGCGCUCUACAGGCCACCAAAGAGUCGACCCUGAAGAGCAUCCUGAGUGCCCUGUGGAACCUGUCGGCCCACAGCCAGGAGAACAAGGUGGCCAUCUGCUCUGUGGACGGCGCUCUGGGCUUCCUGGUCAGCACCCUCACCUACCGGUGCCAGACCAACUCCCUCGCCAUCAUCGAGAGCGGCGGCGGCAUCCUGCGCAACGUGUCCAGCCUCAUCGCAACCAGAGACGACUACAGGCAAGUGCUGAGGGACCACAACUGUCUGCAGACCCUCCUGCAGCACCUGCGCUCCCACAGCCUGACCAUCGUCAGCAACGCCUGCGGAACCCUCUGGAACCUCUCCGCCCGCAGCCCCAAGGACCAGGAGCUGCUGUGGGACCUGGGCGCCGUGAGCAUGCUCCGAAACCUCAUCCACUCCAAGCACAAGAUGAUCGCCAUGGGCAGCGCAGCGGCGCUCCGGAACCUGCUGGCCAACCGGCCCCUGAAGUACAAGGACACGGCCGUGAUAUCGCCGGGGUCCUGCAUGCCGUCGCUCUACAUGAGGAAGCAGAAGGCGCUGGAGGCGGAGCUGGACGCCAAACACCUGGCGGAGACGUUCGAGUCCAUGGAGAAGCAAAGUCCCAAACACCCGGCGAGCAUCAAUAAACCUCUGAGGCACAUCGAGAGCCUGGCGAAGGACUACGCCUCGGAUUCUGGCUGCUUUGACGACGACGAGGCUCCGAAUCAGUCCAGCAGCCUGGACACGGGGACCUUCUCCAUGCUAUCCAUGUUCCUGAACAACUCCAACUUCCUCCAGGGCCAGGGCCAGCCUCGCAAGAAAGACGGAGAGCCUGAGCGGGACAUUGAACUACCCAUGUCCGAUGACAAGCGGCAGGCGCCUCCCGACGACGAGGUUAACAUUGCCGCGGAAAAGCUAGCUAAGAAGAUCACCAACACGGUGGCCAAGAUUGACAGGCUGGUGGAGGACAUCACCAUGCACACGUCCUCAGAGGACAGCUUCAGCCUCAGCUCGGAGGAUCACUUUGUGGACUGGCAGUAUGGGUCCGACGAGCUCCACGAGGCCCGAGCGAAGUCCUGCUCCCCUUGCCGUCUCUCAGACACCAGCAGCCUCGCACACAGAGAGCGGCUGAACAGAGCCCAUGCCCUGCUUCGCCUCAAAACCAACCAUAGCAGCUUGUCUAAUGACAGCCUGAACAGCGGCAGCACCAGCGAUGGGUACUGCGGCAGCAAGGACCAGGUCUGCACUCCAGCCAAGCCUCAAAUGCAACGGAGGCCAGACCGGCUCGAACUCAAGGUGGCCCACCAUGACAUCAUCAGUAACAUGGUACAAGGCUCGACGGAGAUCAACAAAAAUGAGAUACCAGAGCGAGACUCUGAAGGGAACCGAGAGGUCAAGACAUCAGAGCUAAGCAGCACAGAGACAGAGAAAGCUGAAGAGCCUAACGCAUUGACUCCAGCAACGACCUCCACCAAGGUGUCGUCUGACGUCAGUAUGCCCACGAUUAAGCUAUCCCCAUCUUACCAACAGAUUCCGCUCAUACAAAGUGUUACCAAGUUUGGGGUUGCCAAAAACACCAUCAAUGUUCAGGCAGCUCAAGCUAUGAGACGCCAGGCCUGGGUGCCAACAGUGAUGACAGGAGGGAGCAUGACCAAGUUCUCUCCGAUAGUAGCUGCCAGGAGCCCGACCCUGGGGCAAAUGGAGACUGUACAGAAAUACUCUGUGGAGAACACUCCCAUUUGUUUUUCACGAUGCAGCUCCCUCUCGUCGCUGUCCUCUGGCGACGGUGCGCUGGACGGGCAGAGUCAGAGUGAGAACGAGCUGGAGAGCGACUCAUCACUGGAAAUCAUCGAGGUGGAGGAUGACGAGGAGGAAGAGCUGGGGAAGAUGGUUGAAGAGGACGAGACGCUCCAGGACCUGAGUGACAGCCAGAUGUUGAUCACCGACCAGAAAACCAGCGCUAGCAUUAGCAGCAUCCCCUCAGACCCCAUUGAAAUCCCCAAGCACCGCGAAAAGAUCUUCCUCAGGGAGGUCGCCUCGGCCAUCCUUGAGGACCAAACUCCAUCGAGCUCCUCUGACAACUACAUCCACGAGACGCCCCUUGUCAUGAGUCGCUGUAGCUCUGUGAGUUCUCUUGGCAGCUUUGAGUCCCCCUCCAUCGCCAGCUCCAUACAGAGCGACCCCUGCAGCGAGAUGAUCAGUGGCACUGUGAGCCCAAGUGACCUUCCCGACAGUCCUGGGCAGACCAUGCCUCCCAGUCGCAGCAAGACGCCCUGCUGCGCCGAGACGGGUGCCACGGAGGCCCAGAACAUGGGCAUGGGAAACCAGUGGGAGAGCAGCCUGAGGAAAUUCAUGGAGAUUGCGGACUUCAAAGAAAGGUUCAACCUACCUCCAGACUUGGACACUAUGAUUUAUUUCACUGUAGAGAAACCGACGGAGAACUUUUCUUGUGCUUCCAGCCUGAGCGCUCUACCUCUUCACGAGCAUUACAUACAGAAGGACGUGGAGCUCAAACUAACCCCUCUCCUUCAGCAACAAGACAAUAAUCCAAACAACCACCAUGGCCAAAGAGAUGAAAUGCAUGAUCGAGGUGGUCUCGACCAUGCUGAGAGGUAUAGUGAAGGAAACUCGGAUGACGACAUCGAGAUUCUGAAAGAGUGCAUCAACUCUGCAAUGCCGUCCAGAUUUAGAAAAGUUAGACCCUUGAUGUCCACUCUUUCCAACCAAAUGCUCAAUUCUCAGACUCGAGGACGAUCCAUUCAGCUCCCUGUAUACAUGGUGGUGCCCAACUCCAAUCAGAUGUGUGCUAUGAGAAAGCCUGGGAUGACGGAAAGGGAUAUCUAUCACGAUGAUUCAUCUUACACAGAUUCAGCAGAGGGCACGGCCAUUAACUUCUCCAGCACCACGUCCUUGAGUGACGAGACCCUUCAAUACCCUACUAAGGCAAGGACAGCAAAGGAUUGGCGAGCUCGAAAUAUGGAGAAGCGAGAACUCAUCGAUCAGGAAGCAAAGCGAAUAGAAGAACUGAGAGUAUUUUCACGCUUCCACAAACAAGCAAACAAGGGACCCUGUCAACCAGAGAUGAUGGGUGGUCAGACGAACAGGACGAGGCACGCCGUCCCCACCCAGAAAUUGCUCAUGCAAAGCAAAGAAGUGGCAGCUAGAGCCACACAGCAGAAAGGCAGCAGAGCUCAGUCGCCAGCCCCCAAUGUCCACUUCCAAAGCCAGGCACACCUGUCCAGAAGCAUGCCGCAACUCGAUCUGCCCAUUAGAAUGCAAAGGGCCGAGAUGUAUCAGAGCCAGAAGUCUCUGUAUGGAGAGAAUGCUCAGGAAAAUAUGGCGUUCCAGUCCAUGCGACACCCCACACCAACAGAGGAGGCCAUCUAUUGUUUUUACGAAGAUCAGCUGGACAAGGAAGAAGCAAAGAUGACACAAACUGGGCGGAAACAAAUGAAUGAUACAAACAACAGGAACACCAUAAACCGUGGAAGUGUAACGGCGAAACGUGAAGAUAGCCCACAGACAAGGCCGAAGGGCUUCCAGAGGAUCAAGCAGAAUCUGAUCAUGAAUGAGGCACCGCCAUGCUACUCCCUUAGUUCAUCCCUGAGUUCCCUGAGUGACGCAGACUUCGACGAACACAAAGGGAAAAAGCAAAUCUGGAUCAAAAGCAGGCAUGGAGUGGCACCAAAUACAGCCUCAAACACUAAUAAGAUGUCACACGCCCAGUAUGACGACAACAGUUCACCCAGUUCAAUCAGCAUGGACUCUGAGGAUGACCUCUUGCUGAAGUGCAUCACAUCUGCCAUGCCCAAACAGAGAAAGAGGCAGCCAGGCAGAAAGAAAAAGUCAGACAGGAAGCAGAAACAGAAAAACAGUCAGCAGAAAGCAGCUUCCAGUGACCGCAAACCUGAGAAGCAGCUGGAGAGCGACGACAUGUUGUCUGAUAAAGACUCUGAUCUCAACAGCGUGGAAUGGAGAGCCAUUCAAGAGGGCGCUAAUGAUAUCGUCACAAAACUGCAGGCCUCAAAAUCAGAGUCCUCAGAGUCCGAGUCAGUGCUUUCAUUCAUGUCCAGCGUCUCGAUGGGGUCGAGCUUUACUCCAGACAAGAAGAACAACAAAGACAACAAGAAUACAAAGAAACUGGCCGAGGGUAGGAACCAAGGGACCCCACUUGAUUUCACUCAACGCAAGCCCGUAUCUAACUUGCCUGUUGUCUUCAGAGGCCGCACAGUGACUUACACCCCCAAAAAGGAGACGCCCCCGUCACAACGUCCAGAUCCAAUAAAGUUGUCGCCCAAAGCAGACAAGCCAGUAAAGAAUCCCGACCUGGCCCAGCAUAGGUCCCGCAGUCUGCACAGACUCGGGUGGCCUAGUGACUCCACAGAGUUUUCUCUGCCCAAGAGAAGCUCGACUCCACCUGCAAGGAUACCAAAGAGCUCCUCCUCCUCCUCACAGAGCUCUAGCGCAUCAAGGCAGACCCUGAGAAAGGCCCCAUCUCCCACACAGACCAUCAAGCCCAUGCCCAAAAAGGACAAAACACCAGCAUGUAGUCCACCUGGAAAGAAGGGAAACACAUCGCCACCGAAUCAGCCUGCCAAACCCGCAGUCAACAGCAAAACUCACAAGUCUCCUGUCCGCAUUCCGUUCAUGCAGCAGACUCAGUCAAAGCAGCAACAAAGCAGGACAAUCUCUCCGCUGGUGACCAGUCAGCCUACUCCCGUAGUAAGCAGGCAGAACAGUGUGAUGUCGGGAAAGAGAGUCUCACCAUCCAACCGCUUCGAAUUAGUGCGCAUGGCCUCCUCCCAUUCUGCCCCAGGCCAGACAGACAGGAACGGCUUCCUGCGACAGUUGACGUUCAUCAAGGAGUCACCCAGUGUCUUAAGGCGGGACGGAUCUUCCCGCUCUGUGCCCACGUCCCAGCAUGCAUCACCCCGCCGAGCGUCCACCGUUUUCCUCUGCUCAUCUCGCUGCCAGGAACUGAAGCCGGUGAUACAGGGGCCGAGACGAGGGCUCGGCCGGGGACCAGGGCAGCGAGCCAUACCUGAACAGGGCCUCCUGAGGCAGAGCAGUGCGCUGGCAAGGACCACAUCCACCGAGCGAGACUUUGAGGUGAAGCGACCGGCCAGGAGAACCAGCUCAGAGAGCCCCUGCAGGAUUCCCAGAAGGAACGUUAUGGCCACCCCAAAGCGCGAGCGCGACACUGUCAAACGUGAGCGCGAGACAUUCAAGCGUCACGCCUCCUCACCCAGCAUCAACAUCCUAAGCCGUGUCACAAGCCGCACUUCCCUGCGAUCCUCCUCCUCUGACUCAAGUGCCCGUGCGAAGAGUGACGAGGACACCAAGAAGAAGUCUCAGAAAGCGGGGAUGCGUGGCGGCGGACAGGACAGGACCACCUGGAGAAGGAUCCGUGAUGAAGACGUGCCUCAGAUCCUGAAGAACACUCUACCGGCCACGGCACUGCCCCUGCUGCCCUCGCCCGAGGGACAGAGACCGAUGCCACCUCCACUGCCAAGCAAACUGCCAACCAUCAUUCUCAAGUCAAGAAAGACCAGCGAUGCCAUCGUCCAAACCGAAGAUUUGUCUACCACCAGCAAGACAAACUCAACCUCAACCUCAACCUCCCCAACCAUCGAAAACAACCCAGCUACAAUGUCUGAGGACGCUUCCAAGCUUAUGCUGCUGAGGAAGUUCAGCGCUGCCUCUGGGAGCAAUCACCAUGGUGACGGUGGUGACUCGGACGGAUCUGUAAGGAGCCACAGCACAGCUUCAUCCAUCAACUUCUCAGAGGGACACAGCAGUGGUGGUGGUGGUGGUGGUGGAGGCGUUGGCCACUUCCGCCACAGCUCCCCCAGCAAAGCUGUCCGAGUCACCCCGUUCAACUAUAUCCCCAGCCCCAUGGUCUGCGCUCAGCAAGACAUGCAAUGCCAAGCCUCAUCGCCAUUCAACGAGAAGCCAGUUGAAAAAGUCGAGGCGUAA